AUGACCACCGCCUUAACCUAUCUAAAAGAACACAACACUCACUAUGCCGACGUCACCAUCUCGCCAGCACAACAGGCCCCUACACUCGCAGCCCAAAGUCCACCACCGAAUCCACCUGUUGAAAACGACGAACAAGGUAGCACCCUUCCUACAGCAGCUAACCACAACUCCAAUGAUCCAACCCCAAGUGAAAAUGGUCAUAACAACCCCACCGAUACAGACGUCAUCAGAACAAACAAUGACACAUCCAAACCACUCGAUGAAAUAAACAGCCAAGAUGAACACACAAAUGAACUCUUCCAAACCUCAUUGCAACCAACCGAUAUAGCACAACACUACCUUGACACCACUGACCCCGGUGUUUACUGCCUUGCACCAGGAGAGGGUAGAACACCCAUAGGUAUAUUCACCUGGCCAAACUGUGAGCAACAAUCUUUUCCUCUUCAGUUCCCUACUGGACAAUUUGGAUUCAAUAUACAGCGCGAUACCAAACUCUCUCUCUCCAGAUAUUACAAUAGCCGCUUGUUUAGUGUCGACAACCGUUUUGCAUCUGAUCAAAACUAUAUUUUCUUUGCCCAGUAUACUAGUGAAAUUAACAAUAUUCAAUCUAACAUCUCCAUUGCAAUGCGCAAAGGAACUAGGAAAACAACAGAUGGUCAUACAAUAACAUCUGCAGAUCUAGUCGACAAAGCCUCUUUAAAGCAACUUCUCAAACAGGCCGACGCUUAUCGCUUCCUACAACCAGUUCGUGGUACACCACCUUAUUGGGAAAAAACCAUGAAAGACCUAAUAGCCAUGAUUCAACAAUUAGGCAUCCCUACAUGGUUUUGCAGCUUCUCUGCAGCAGAUCGUCGUUGGCCGGAAAUUACCCAAGUCAUUCUUAAGCAACAAGGAAAACCAAUCCCUGAUAAUAUAACGUGGAAACACCACCAAGAUAUCAUUGCAAGCAACCCAGUGACUGCAGCUCGCAUGUUCGAACACAGGGUUGUCUCAUUCAUUUCCAACGUCAUUCAAAGCCCAGCAGAACCCAUUGGUCACGUAAAGAACUACUUUUACAGAACAGAGUUCCAACAAAGAGGCUGGCCACAUAUACAUAGCUUAUUUUGGAUAGAGGAUGCCCCAAUCUUUGACCACCAUACUGACUUAGAAGUCACAACCUUUAUUGACAAAUACAUCACCUGCCAAAUACCAGAUGCAUCCCUUGAUGAGGAACUGUUCAAUAUCGCAAGCAAAGUCCAAAAGCAUAGCCCAAGCCACACCGACACUUGUCGAAAAGGGAACCGCAGAUGUCGCUUCAAUUACCCACGUCCACCAAGCACCAUUACCUUCAUAGCACGCCCUAGACCUUCUGAUGAUAUCACUGACCAACAGAAACAGGAGGCCAAAGACAAUAUUUUGAAGGUUCGUGCUGCAAUUGAAGCAAAUCAGCCUGACAAAAACCCCUUUGAAGAAGCCAACAUAACAGAAACUGACUUUCGAGAAAGCCUGGAUAUUGUAUCGAAGAGAAACACAACAUUCCUGAAGAGGACUAAUGAAGAUUGCUGGGUAAAUCCCUACAACCAGCACUUAUUACGUGCCUGGAAUGCAAAUAUGGACAUACAAUAUGUACUUGAUGCCUACAGUUGUGUUAUGUACAUUGUUUCGUAUAUCAGCAAAGCCGAGAGGGAAUUGGGGCAUCUUCUAAAAGAAGCAGAGAAAGAAUGUAAGCAGAAUAACCUAGAAGUAGCUCAAGAAAUGAAACGUCUAGGUAAUGUCUACCUCAACCACCGUGAGAUCAGCAUUUUAGAAGCCGUAUAUCGCGUCUGCGGUAUGCCAUUGAAAGCAUGCACCACAGAAGUCACCUUCAUACCAACUGAUAAAGACAACAUGCGCAUCACGCUGCCACUCCAUGUCAUCGAACACAACAAUACGAACAACGAUACUGGUGUUUGGACCAAGAACAUAGUCGAUAGGUACGCUGCCCGCCCAACACAAGCACCAUUCUCCACAAUGAGCCUAGCAGACUUUGCUGCCCAUUAUCGCACCGUCAACAAGCCUGACAAGAAUGCCACAGAUGACAUGCCCGACAAUGAAUUGGACAACAACAACAACAACAACUUACCAAAAUACAAGUUACAAGGCAACCUCGGCUACAUCCAGAAAAGAAAAAGUAAAGCAGUCAUUCGUUUCCCAAAAUUCAAUGCUGAAAAGGACCCUGAAAGAUAUUAUGAAAACCUUCUCCGUCUAUAUCUACCACACCGAGAGGACAAAGACCUGAAACCAAACCCCUAUGAAACACAUGAGGAACACUUCAACCUAGGACAAUAUCAGGGUGAACAGGUCAAAACUGUCAUUAAAAACCAGCAAGCAAUAUAUCAACCCAACAAAGCCACCAUUGAUGCUGCCCUGGAGAUGCUAGCAGAAAACCAAGACCAAGAAGAUGCCUGGGCAGAAUUAGCCCCAGAUGCUGAACAACAAAGAAAACAAGAUGAAGCUGAAAAAGAACCACUAGAUGACACGUCAGAUCUAGAAGAUGUACUUGAAUUGGAACAGCCAAUAGGCCUACACAAUUCUAGUCACACGCCAACCCCACAAGUACAUGCCAGUACAACCAUACCUACUGUCAACGAACAUCCCCAACCAAAGCAUCAUAUCAAAGAAAUGAUCAACAACCUCAACCAGAAACAGAGAGAUCUCUUCGACUACAUCAGCUGGUGGUGUCACCAAAGAGCCCAAGACCCAGAAUAUCCGCCAUUCCACAUAUUCCUCUCAGGAGGAGCAGGAACAGGAAAAUCGCACCUUAUUCACUGCAUUACCCAUGAGGCAGACAAAAGACUAAAAAACAAAGUAUCACCUACUGAAUCACCUGCAGAUAUCAAAGUUCUGGUUUUGGCUAGUACAGGCCCAGCAGCCAAAAACAUUGGCGGACAAACAGUACACGGUGCCCUCAAUGUACCAAAAGCAAUCAGAUUACCUUACAAGGACCUUACCCAAACAACCAUAAACACUCUGAGAUCAAGAUUGGCCAAUAUUGAACUAGUCAUUAUUGAUGAAAUUUCCAUGGUGAAUCAGACUUUAUUCACAUAUAUACAUGGCCGCUUGCAACAAAUCAAAAAAACAUCUUCACGCCAAGAACACUUCGGUAACAUCGCAGUCCUUGCUGUAGGUGACUUCCAUCAGCUGCCACCCAUCAUCAGACCAGCCUUAUUCACAGACUUGCAAGGUCCAAAGAACUUGAUGAGACACUUCUCUCUUUGGGAACUGCAGGAGAUCAUGAGGCAAAAAGACGACCAACCCUUUGCUGAAAUGCUAAAUCGCAUGAGAGUCAAGGUCAAAGAUAAACCUAUGGAAGAAAGAGACCACAAAAUGUUACUGUCUGCCAUGAACAAACCCAUCCCAAAAGACACACUGCAUAUAUUCCCCACUAGGAGAGAAGUCCAUGCUCACAACCACAACCUACUUUUCUCCAACUGUUCUAACAUUCAACACAUACCAGCCUUAGACAUCUACAAAUCAACAAAAACAACAACAACAAUUAAAAAACCCAAGAAAGUAGAACCACAGAACCAAGUAAUUCCCCAACAGUCUGAUGACUUAUACCUAGCUGUAAAUGCAAAAGUCAUGCUAAUACAGAACCUCGAUGUCCAAGACGGAUUAGUCAAUGGUGCUCAAGGAUUCGUAGCAGCCAUACCACCACCAGAUCCCACAACAAACCUUCCACCCUACAUAUGUGUGACCUUCAAAGAUAACAACACCGGUCUAGCCACUAUGAAGAAACAAAGAACUAACCACAACAUUCCACCAAACACAGUCAUGAUAAAAAGGCAACCACAAAUGGAACAGCCAAAUGCAAAACGUUUCAUACGUCACCAAUUCCCACUACAACUAGCAUGGGCAUGUACAGCACAUAAAGUACAGGGUAUCAGCACAAGUCAUGCAGCCAUCUCACUCCAAAGAACAUUCUCUGCAGGACAGGCAUAUGUUGCACUAAGUCGGGUCACAUCAUUAAAAGGUCUACAUCUGCUUGACGAUGCACUCAGCAAGAUAUACUGCAACCAAGCUGUAACCGAAGCAAUGAUCAACAUGCCCAUAGCAGAUCUGACACCAUCACAACCUAUCACAAACAUUCCAGCAACAGAGUACUUCAUCAUCGCACAUCAAAACAUUGAAGGACUACAACAGCACAAAUCAGCAAUGGCAAAAAACAGUCAAAUCAAACAAGCCAACAUCAUAUGUCUUACUGAAACAUGGUUACAACACACUGAUAUAACAAAUUCAAGUGUGCAACUACCAAACUAUACAUUCAGUCAUAACCCACGCAACAAAUGCUAUAGCACAGACGAACCCAACAGUUCAGCUACAUCAUUCAUCAACAAAUCGAAAGGGGGCGUUGGUCUAUACAUCAAAACAGACCAGCAACAUGCCAUAAUAACGUACAACGACCUCAACAUUGAGCAUAUAGUACUACGAAGCCAAACACCAACAUUGACAAUCGUCAACAUCUACAGACCCCCAACUUACAACAUCACAGACUUCCUGCCACACUUCCUAAAACUUCUCCAAACCACAAUUGCUGGAAGUGAAACAAAUGAACCAAUCAUUAUAGUUGGGGACUUCAACCUAGACUUGAACAAACAACCACAAAACCGAAUAACAGAUAUGCUUGCAGACUACGGCUUUACCCAAAUGAUACAACAAACAACCACCAAAGGCCACACCCUCCUAGACCAUAUCUACCAACGCUCCACACCAUACAACACAAUAUUCGGAGUAUGCCACACCCACUACAGUUACCACAAUAUCACUUAUGCUGCCAUCCCCAACCCAAAGGCACCCCCCUUAGAAUAG
Lineus longissimus is the source of this 4827-nucleotide messenger RNA. RefSeq lists its product as uncharacterized. Gene Ontology annotation, biological process: DNA repair; telomere maintenance. The record is from RefSeq and is a predicted model, not a curated record. Gene Ontology annotation, molecular function: ATP hydrolysis activity; DNA helicase activity. The transcript has a single exon. Lineage: Eukaryota; Metazoa; Nemertea; Pilidiophora; Heteronemertea; Lineidae. Bases 1 to 4827 code for a protein of 1608 amino acids.